Messenger RNA from Peronospora farinosa, 429 nucleotides. Lineage: Eukaryota; Oomycota; Peronosporomycetes; Peronosporales; Peronosporaceae. The record is from the annotation of a GenBank genome assembly.
AUGGUGUUGAUCACCAGCUCAUUUGAAGAUGAUGUCGUCAGCAACCGCCUCGUUGCGCUUGUGGAAAAGUUCUGCGACUCGGUAGUGACGUGGAAAGCCCAAGAGGAUGCAGUCGCAUUAUAUCCUGUAAGGCAUGUACAGGACUCGUUGAGUGCCGUAAGCUCGUCUGGGCAACCGCCAUUCGGGGACUCAAUGUUGGAGCGAGUAAUUAGCGCCGGUAGACCAUUGCACACCCGUGAAUCUGACGACGACAAAUUAGAUGAACGUGAGGACGAAGUUGUCAUGUAUCCGCUAGACGAAGGCGUGGAAGGGCUUGUAUCAGAUAAAGUUGCUACUUCCAUUAGGAAUGACAUAGUAUCAGCGCUGUCCGUAGGAUUCUCUCUAUCGAAUUCAACUCCGUUCCAAGCCUUGUCAACACUUGAUAGCUAA